Molecule: messenger RNA, 902 nt
Organism: Setaria italica (foxtail millet)
Lineage: Eukaryota; Viridiplantae; Streptophyta; Magnoliopsida; Poales; Poaceae
Exons: 2
Coding region: 148-684 (178 amino acids)
Source: RefSeq, a predicted model, not a curated record
GCUCCCCCACUUCUCUCCCCAAGUUCCCCAAACCUUCGCGACACCGCCACGGCACAGCAGCGCCCGCUCGCCGUCGCACGCACGCACGCGCCAGUAGCUCCGUCUCUCCGGCGGCGAGCCCCGCCUCUCGCCUCUAACUGCGUGACUAUGGAGCGCGUCCUCUCCUGCCGGGCGGCGACCCUGGCGCGCCGCCUCGGGGUCCAGGCCCAGCCCCUGCCCCAGACCGGCGUGGUUCUGAGCCGCCGGCACAGCCACACCCGCCGGCGUGCGGAGGAAGUUCUAGAAGCGGACGCCGCGGGGCCGUCGACCACGCCAUCGGACGCCGCCGUGGGGCCGUCUACCACGCCAGCGGACCCCGCCGCGGUGGCCCGGCGGCUGGAGGAGGCGAUCGACGGCGCCAUGGCGCGGAUGGCCGAGCCCGACUGGGCGCCGUUCCGGCCCGGGACGUCCUACUUCGUGCCGCCCCGGCCGGCCGGCGCGGCCCUGGGGAUCCUCGCGCUCCUCGGCCACGGUGGCGGCUUCGUGGGGUCACCGGCCCCGCGGCGGGGGCUCUCUGCCGACGAGGCCCGCGCCGUUGCCGCCGCCUCCCGCGGGUAUCCGUGCUCGACCUACUUCAUCGAUGGCCACUUUCCAGAUGAAGGGGAGAGCUCAAGUCUGGAUGCCAAUCAAGCUCAAGAUGAAUGAAUGUAAGGGGGGCUACCUGUUGCACUGGAUGAAGUUGGGGAUCAAAAAAAGAUGCCCCUUUUCAUGGUCUCCUAUCACUUUGUGCUACUGUACAAAAGUUUGAAACAAUGUAUUCGAGAGCAACUUUAGAAAAUAAAUGUGUACCGAAUUCACAUGAUCUUCUAAUUUUAUGUAAGACUCGUCAAUAAAUAAAAGUAUGAUCUUGCUGUGUUUUCUCA